AUGUUUAAAUUGCUUAGCGCAGCAAAUUACAAAAGAUGGAAUCAAAAACAUAGAUUUCUAAAAUGUUUGGAAAGAAAUAUUGAGCGGGACUGCAAGCCUUUAGCACACUUGGAACUAGUUUUCAAUGAUGGACAAAACAUGAUGGAUAAAAUAUCUCAGUCCCUACGGCAGCUGGAUCAGAUGUGGAACCGAAAAUGGAGGAUGCUACAACAUAAAGGAAGUUUGUCAAAUAGCAUACAUUUUUGGAAGAAAAACAGGAAAUUUUACAGGAAGUUUUGGAAGAACGUAUCAUGUAUUCGAAGAAGCGCUCGAACCUGUGGUACUGAAUCAAAUGACAAAAAAUAUCGAGGUCGAUUUAACUGUCUUUGGCGAAGUGGGCGUGUCUGUGGUAUCAAUGGGAAAACAUACAAGAAUGCGUGUCAUGCCGCCAGACUAGGUAUUGACGUACAGUACAGAGGAAAAUGUUCCUCUGAGUGGAUGCUGAGUGAAAGAGUUCCCCUUUGUUAUGACUUACCGUGUCUGUGUAAAUUUACCAGAAAACCAGACGCCUGCUGUUUCAAAACCAUAAAGCGGAGGCAAUGCGAAGAAAUUCUUUCGAAAUGGGAGUCCCUGUGCAAUGGCACAUCAGCUUGUCGUUGUCAUUACUGUGACAAGUGUGAAUAUUCCCCAGUUUGCUCAAGGAAAGGACUUACCUACGACAAUAUCUGUAAACUUGGAUGUGUUGAUGAUGAUGAAUUUGCUUGUAAUGGAACCUGUCCGUGUACACCUAUUGCUGGCCCUGAAGUCUGUGGAGCUGACGGUUUGACAUACACUUCUCCUGACCAGGCCCUUGAAAAAGACAUUGGUAUUAUUUGUGACCAUCCUUGUCCCUGCUCCAGCAACUGUGUAUGUAACGAUACACGUGACCCGGUAUGUGGUGAGGAUGACGUCACUUAUGAUAAUGCUUGCAAGGCUAAAUGCUCAGAUGUGACAAUUGCUUGCAAUAAUCCAUGCCCUUGUAAGUUAAAUCCGUGCAAGUGUGAUGACGUGGUAAACCCAGUCUGCGGAAGUGACGCAAAGACGUAUCUGAACAGUUGUCAUGCAACUUGUGCGAAAGUGGAAAUUGCAUGCGAGACUUGUUGUCCAUGUCCGGAAAUCCAGCCAAUAUGUUCCUACUGCCAAUACGAGUAUAACUUUGUGUGCGGAGCAAACAACGUAACCUAUGCCAAUGCCUGCUGUGCUGAAUGUGUUGGGGUCUUGGUGAAAGCUACUCAGCCAUGUGUAUGCCAGACACAGAAUAACUUAUAA
Messenger RNA from Saccostrea echinata, 1287 nucleotides. RefSeq names its product serine protease inhibitor dipetalogastin-like. Lineage: Eukaryota; Metazoa; Mollusca; Bivalvia; Ostreida; Ostreidae. Gene Ontology annotation, molecular function: protein binding. The transcript is spliced from 12 exons. Bases 1 to 1287 code for a protein of 428 amino acids. The record is from RefSeq and is a predicted model, not a curated record.